UGCGAAUCGUGAAUGUGGACCACUCGUGACUACAGAGAGUCACGAGUUCAAUCUUGAAUUGCUUUGUCGUCAAGCACGAGUAGACGGGAGCAGACGCGUACGCGCAUGUUUCGUCUUCAUCACAUCGUCGUCGUCGGCGUUGUCGUCAUCAUCAUCAUUACCAACGCAUCCCAUCGCGAGCUACAACAGCACAGAUUCUGCGACUCCCCCAAUCCGUCAUCGCCAAAUCACCCCGUCGCUCCGCUCGUGCUUCUACUUUUCCGGAACUCGUAAUUGCAGGCCUCCUUCAUAGCCCGAUCCACACCUCUCUAUUUGGCUGCCUGCGAGGUCUGCCUUCUUCUCGCGACUCGGCGCGAUCUGGCUUGCUGGUAGCGCUUAGGCCUUGUCCUGCGGUCCCUCAAUCGCCUCCGCAGCCAUUUGCUUGAUCAUCUGCUCUCGUUCGCAACGCGACCUUUUCUCUCUUACGAUGACGUCAUCUUCGCCCCCUCACAUUGUGCGCGGCCCGAAAAACGAGGGUCAGCCAGGCGUAUCAGGGCAGGCACUGGCAUGUCCGCCUUCGCCUCCACCAGCAAAAAGCGCUGGGCCGAGAGAUGCAGAUACCAAGGAUGAGGAGGCGGAAAGGGUAGUCGAGCAGGGGGAGGAGGAGGAGGAUAAUAAUAAUAAUAAUGGUGAUGAUGAUGCUGAUGACGAUGACGAUGACGAUGAUGGCCCAAGAGCUGGAGAGGAUGCGGGAGCUGCAAGCGGCGAGAGCAAGAAGCGACCAGCAGCCGAGGAGCAGCAGGAGCGCGCUUCCAAGUCGAACGUCAAGAGGUCGAUCGAGCAAGACGAGAAGGAGAAGCUGAGGCGCAAACGCGAUCGAGAAGGCAGUCUCGAACCCACCACUAGUGCCGCUUCUACCGCAAAAGAGGGCAGCCAGAUUCCUAUCUCCACCGAUGCGUUGCCUGCCAAGAAGAACAGAGUAGCCGCGAAACAGCCAAAAGAAGACCAAGCCUCACCCGCGCUCAAAUCUCAAAGAAUAGACCCAUUAGAUCCAGACCCGAACAGCGACCCCUCCAGCGGCGCACCCGACGCGGAAGAUGUGACUACAGUUGAGGGGGAAAAGGUCGGGCAGAUCAGACAACGGGUUCGCGAUCUUGAUUGGAAAGGAUCAGGAGACGGCGGAGCUUCAGAGGCUGCUGCUUCUGAAGCCGGCGUUGGAGAUGCCAAAUCGCUAGCACCUCUUUCGCCAGAAACAACUGUCGCUUCUCCGUCUCGUACUCAACCAUCAUUCAGCUCCUUCGCCAAGCCAAGCUCUGGCUUCGGUGCUACUGUCUCCUCAUCCUCGCCUGGCGGCACUCCUGCCGCUGCCUCUCCGAGUGUGGUCACUCCAACGCGCACGCAACCUACCUUUUCCUCCUUCUCCAAGGGCGACUCGCCUUUCUCGAGUAGUUCAGCUAGCAUUGCGGGACCCAGCUGGCUGGCUGGCUCGGGCUCAUCCGCUAGCUCCAAGAAGGCUGCCACUUCGCAAUCUGGCGGUGGCAUUCGCCCCUCCAAUCUUGGCUCCCUUGUCGCGGACGACAACGGCUCCCUGACUUCUGCCGGCACGUACGCAUCACAGCCACUAGCUUCUGGUAGCACGGUGCGAGCUCAUCCUUCUACGUCCAACAAUGGCUCUAGCUCUGGCCAAAAGCAGGCCCUGGGCUUCGGGGCUUUCAAGAGCGCAAACCCCUUCGCUGCCAAGCCAACAGUGACCAGCUCGAGCAGCUCUUCCGCAGCGCCUAGCCCCGCCGCAGCCUCCGAAAACGACAAUGCCGUUUCUGCAGAGCCGGCAGACGAGAGUGCUGCAAAGGAAAGGCAUGCCUCUGCAUCUGCAGCUCCUGCGAGGGAAACUUCGAGUGGACCAAGUGUCAAGCCACUGGAUGAGGCCGACCUAAUGACGGGCGAAGAGGAGGAGAAUGUGCUGGUGUCUGCACGUGCGAAGCUCUAUGUGCUCGGAGACGACCAUCAGUCAUGGAAAGAGAAGGGUACAGGCACACUCAGAUGCAACAUUCCACGUCGCAAGAGCCCCCUUGAGCUCGCACGAACGGGCGGCAGUUCGCAGUCUAGCAAGCGAGGUGGCAGAUUGGUCAUGAGGACCGAAGGCAUUUUACGCCUGAUACUCAACGUGAACCUGUUCCCCUCGAUGAGGCUCGAGCUGAUAUCUGAUCGCUUUCUGCGCUUCGUUGCCUUUGAGGCUGCAACUGCUGAUGCACCUCAAUCCAAAUUGAAGCCCACGCACUAUGGGUUGCGCUUCGGAAGCGCAGCGGCUGCUAGUAACUUCGUAGAUGUCGUGGAUUCGUUGCUGAGAGAGAUGCAAAAGCGUCAAAACAGCAGCAAGAUUGUCGAGGAAGCCUAACUGUCACCUUGCCAGUUUUCGCCCGCUCAAACAACGGGACACUCGAGAGCGGCCACGCGUAGGUGCAUGAAGCCUCAUGCUAGCGUCAUAGCAUCAUGCCAUCUCGAAUGCAAUGGUCUGUAAUGCUCUUUGCGAGUGCGGACAUCAAGAUCGAUGCAGCGGCGCGAUAAGCGAACCAGCUCGCUGAUUGGAUGUGUGACUCAUGGAUUGCGAAG
Molecule: messenger RNA, 2589 nt
Organism: Ceraceosorus guamensis
Lineage: Eukaryota; Fungi; Basidiomycota; Exobasidiomycetes; Ceraceosorales; Ceraceosoraceae
Exons: 5
Coding region: 467-2374 (635 amino acids)
Biological process (GO): intracellular transport
Cellular component (GO): nuclear pore; cytoplasm
Molecular function (GO): GTPase activator activity
Source: RefSeq, a predicted model, not a curated record